AUGAGUACCCUAGGGAGACGACCACAAAGUGGAGAAGGAUCCAUGGCUGCCUACACUUCAGGACACAGUAUUGGAGAAAUGCAAGAACCAUGGCAAGAACAUCUUCGCGAGCGGGGUUCGUGGGGAGAAAUGGCAGGAGAAGAUGUAUAUGAAGAUGCGACUUCAGGAAAAAGGAAGGAAGAAAAAGAAGAGCUGGGGAAAAGUCAAAUUCUGCCUGCGCUUGAGGAGCUCCCCACCGCUGACUCGCCCGCCGAAAAUCCCGAUCCCCUUACGGAAGCCGUUGAAUCUUCCGAGUCUUGGAGUGAAUCUGAAUUUGAAGAUGAAAGAGCUACGCGCGUAAUAAAGAACGUUGGCCGAGAAUUAAGAGGAAAUGACAGAGAAAGGGAAUUUGCCGUUCCAAAAAGCAAAGCCAGGGGGGGUCAAUCUGUGCAUGCAUUUACAGACGAAAAGAAUAAGCAGGAAAUAGAAGAGAACCUUAGCCAAGUUGCUGCGCAGAAAUCUCGUCAAGGCGAGAGAGAUCCCAAUGCACCAACUAGCACCGCUGGUAUCUCCGAUCCCACACCGACGUCUAGAACACAGACAGGAACAGGCGAGAACAAAUUCUACGUCUACAAAGCACCGCACAAAGUAAUCUACACCAAGCCCUGGACGUGGCGCUUUCGCCGCGCAAAAUCCGCAGACGAAACAGAAAGUACAGCCGGAGAAGGCUACUACUAUGUGCACAAGAAGCGUCCUCCCCCCUCCUGGCUAUUCUGGAAGUGGACCUGGCAAGGACCAAAGCCCAUAUCCUGGAUUCCCAUCUACCCAUCCUAUUUCCCCGAGAAAGACGAUCCGGAGCUGAAAAUCUUCCUUGUGUAUAGUUGUGGACAUCGCUUUCCCACGCGCGUGAUAUCCGGUCCUGACUGGACCGCCUCCUCACCUUCAUUUCUCUUCUCGCCCUCCUCCCCCUUCACCCCCAACACACCCACGUAUCCGCGAGCCGCGAGCACAACCGGACACACGCACAUUUGUCCACUGCCCUCCUUCAGAACCGAGAUUCUACGAGCUGCGGCUCGCAACGAAGGAAUCAAGAACAUUGUCUCCCCCGAAAACUACGUGUGUCCCAAUUGUUUCCUGUGGCGGCAAUGGUUUGCCGGGCUCUGCUUGAUGACAUUCUUUUGGGGGGUCUUCACGUGGUACUUUGCGUUUGUGUGGCCGUAUACGUGGUGGGCUACGGACGAGAGAGGGGACCUGAUACCGAGAUAUACGAUGAUUACCAAAUUCGAUAUUCGUCGUGAACCAGAAGCAUUUAAUGUACGUCAGGCUAUAGGAGGGUUGGUAGUUGCGAUUUUUAUAUUUUUUGUCGAGAUACUUUGGCGGCCGGUGGUACUCUUCGGGAUUAUGUUUGUUUUGUACAAACGAUUCAAAAAGGCUUAA
Messenger RNA from Botrytis porri, 1416 nucleotides. RefSeq lists its product as uncharacterized. Lineage: Eukaryota; Fungi; Ascomycota; Leotiomycetes; Helotiales; Sclerotiniaceae. The transcript has 2 exons. The coding region runs from base 1 to 1416 and encodes 471 amino acids. The record is from RefSeq and is a predicted model, not a curated record.